GCAGACGGAGAAGGUGGACCCGUGGAAUUAAAACAGAGAAUUUCUCUCCUGAAUGGAGUAACUGUGAUUGUGGGAUCCAUUAUUGGGUCCGGUAUCUUCGUUAGUCCGAAAGGAGUGAUGGAGGGAUGUGGUAGUGUUGGGUUGUCUUUAAUCGUGUGGGUUCUCUCGGGAGUAUAUUCCAUGAUCGGAGCUUACUGCUAUUCAGAACUUGGUACCUCUAUUGUGCGAUCUGGCGCAGACUAUGCCUAUUUCUUUGAGGCUUUUGGACCAUUUUUGGCGUUUCUGAGAUUAUGGGUCGAGUGUAUGAUAGUGCGACCCUGUUCCCAGGCCAUCGUGGCUCUUACCUUCGCUUAUUAUGUUAUUGAACCCCUUUUUCCUGAUUGUACACAGCCGGACGACGCUGUACGACUUUUAGCCGCCAUUUGCAUA
Messenger RNA from Lottia gigantea (owl limpet), 429 nucleotides. RefSeq lists its product as hypothetical. The transcript has a single exon. The record is from RefSeq and is a predicted model, not a curated record. Gene Ontology annotation, biological process: amino acid transmembrane transport. NCBI's taxonomy places the organism in Eukaryota, Metazoa, Mollusca, Gastropoda, Lottiidae. Gene Ontology annotation, molecular function: L-amino acid transmembrane transporter activity. Gene Ontology annotation, cellular component: membrane. The annotation marks the transcript as partial.